CAAAGUUGGUUACAAAUCACACUGGCUUUGCCCGAAGGUCGCCCCCCCCUCCAACCCCUCCCACUCUUCUUUAGCAUGCUGCCCAUGGGGACAGUGACCACUGCUGUCAGCGCGGUAGGUCGGGGUGGUCCGGUGGCGAACGAGAAGCUGUAAGUCCUACGGUGACCAUGGUACCUGUUGAAAACACAGAGGGCCCCAAUCUGCUGAACCAGAAGGGCAGAGAGGCGGAGACCGAAGGCAGCUGUGGAGCCAGCGGCGGCCGGCAUCCUGCCUGCGCGGGAGGUCCCAGCAUGUUUACGUUCCUGACAUCUGUUACUGCGGCCAUCAGCGGCCUCCUGGUGGGUUAUGAACUUGGGCUCAUCUCUGGAGCUCUUCUGCAGAUCAGAACGCUAUUAGCCCUGACCUGCCAUGAGCAGGAAAUGGUUGUGAGUUCCCUCCUCAUCGGGGCAUUCCUCGCCUCUCUCACAGGAGGCGUGCUGAUUGACAGGUACGGAAGAAGGCUCACUAUAAUCCUGUCAUCCUGCCUCCUAGGACUCGGAAGCUUGGUCUUGAUAAUGAGUCUGUCCUACACACUCCUUAUAAUGGGGCGAGUGGCCAUAGGGGUUUCCAUCUCCCUGUCUUCCAUUGCCACGUGUGUGUACAUUGCAGAAAUUGCUCCCCAACACAGAAGAGGACUUCUUGUGUCGCUGAACGAGCUGAUGAUUGUCAUUGGUAUUCUCUUUGCCUAUAUUUCAAAUUAUGCAUUUGCCAACAUCUCCAAUGGUUGGAAGUACAUGUUUGGCCUUGUGAUUCCCCUGGGGGUUCUGCAAGCAAUAGCAAUGUACUUUCUUCCCCCAAGUCCUCGUUUCCUGGUGAUGAAGGGGCAAGAGGAGUCUGCAGGCAAAGUCCUCAGGAAGUUAAGAGCGAUCUCAGACACCACUGAAGAGCUCACUUUGAUCAAAUCUUCCUUGAAAGAUGAGUAUCAGUACAGUUUUUGGGAUCUGUUUCGCUCCAAGGACAACAUGAGGACCAGAAUCCUGAUAGGUCUGACACUGGUAUUUUUUGUCCAGACCACUGGGCAGCCAAACAUACUAUUCUAUGCAUCAACUGUCUUGAAGUCUGUUGGCUUCCAGAGCAACGAGGCCGCUAGCCUUGCCUCCACUGGGGUGGGAGUGGUCAAGGUGGUGAGCACUAUCCCAGCAACCCUCCUCGUGGACCACAUUGGCAGCAAAACCUUCCUCUGCAUUGGCUCCUCUGUGAUGUCGGCUUCACUAUUGACCAUGGGCAUUGUGAACCUCAACAUCAUCAUGAACAUCACCAACAUCUGCAGAAGCCAUAGUCCUCUUAACCAGUCCCUGGAGGAAUUUGUGUUCUAUGCAACAGGGAACCUGUCCAUUAGCAACAGCAGUGUCAGGGAGCACUUUAAAAGAAUCACUCCCUACAGCAAGGGCUCAUUUAUGCCCAUGGGGAAUGGCAUGGAGCCAAAAGGGGAGAUAACCUUCACGUCGUCUUUACCAAAUGCUGGGCUGAGCCGAACUGAACACCAGGGAAUCACAGAUCCUGCAGUGGUCCCGGCCACCUACAAAUGGCUGUCCCUGGCCAGCUUGCUUGUUUAUGUGGCUGCGUUUUCAAUUGGUCUGGGACCCAUGCCUUGGUUGGUGCUUAGUGAGAUCUUUCCCGGUGGAAUUAGAGGCCGCGCCAUGGCCCUGACUUCUAGCAUGAACUGGGGCGUCAACCUUCUCAUCUCUUUGACAUUUCUGACGGUGACCGAUCUUAUUGGCUUGCCGUGGGUAUGCUUCAUAUACACAAUCAUGAGUCUGGCAUCUCUGGCUUUUGUUGUUCUGUUUAUACCUGAGACUAAGGGAUGCUCUUUGGAACAAAUAUCAGUGGAGCUGGCAAAGGCGAACUAUGUGAAAAACAACAUUUGUCUUUUGAGUCACCACCAGGAAGAAUUAGUGCCAACACAGCUUCAAAAACGAAAGCCCCAAGAGCAGCUCUCCGAGUGUAACCACCUGUGUGGAAGGGGACAGUCACAGCGGCCCUCGCCAGACACCUAAGGGCCUCCAAUCCCUACAUGUGGCACAGUGGCAGGACUUACAAGGGUCUCUGCCAUGUUCUCUCCUCACUGUCAUGGAGAAGUUUUACAGGGACACCCUGAAAUUAGAAAGACCACCAUUAAUUCCUCUUCCCCCAAACAGACUUUUGCCAAAAGGUACAAGAGGCACACCAAUGCCCUGAUGUAUCAGGUCAAGCAAAGCCAUACUGUCAGGUUCAAUGCCUUCAACUUUUUCUCUAGUUCAGCUUUUGAAAAGACUAUAUUCUAGUGAUGAGGCCUGGCUCUGCCUCAAGCUGUGUAUGUAGGAUACCACUCACGGCUUGGUACUCAAGACAGUCGUGUUCUGGGCAGGCACUUACCACAUGUGCCUCUGAAGACACCGUGUGGAUGAUUUCAUUGCAUCUACGUUGUAGAUUAGGAUGAUGUCCUGAAUAAGACAUUCAAGUCCACCAGUACAAAGAUUAUGCAGCUUAUACAUCACACAUAAUGAGAUACUAGUCAAUCAGAAUACUCUUUUGUAAGUUUUAUGUCAAUUUUUAAAACUCUAAGAUUUUUCCAUCUUUUUAAAAAAAUGAUUAGAAAGAUCAAACUGAAAAUUCCUGGGACCAUAUUUAUUUAGAAAUAGCUGUUAGUAAAUAUUAGACAAGGAGUCUGGACAUAAUAUUUAUCCAGCUCUCUAAGCAGUUAGUUUUAAAUUAUACAGUCAAAUCUCCAAGAGUUGUCUCCUGGGAAGGCUUUCGCGGUAACCUGUCGCAGCCCACAGCUUCCGGCUGUUCUUCCCUUCCCUCAGGAAUCACUUUACCUCAGGCCCCAGCAGGCGGCUCUCACUGCUCGCCUUCCGAUGGAUUCAGACAGAGGAAUGACAUUUGACAUCAGGGCAGGUACCUUCCUUCCUGUGAUGAGCAGUGAUGGCGAGCCACACCAGCAAGGUGGCUUUUACCCGCGUGAUGCGCUUCUCUGGCCUCUAUUUUUUUUUCCCAUUUGAAUUUUAAGAUUUGACAAAGCAUUUCACUAAGAGAAUUUGCAUAUGAUAGAAAAAUAAAUCUGUGAUGGAAAAAAAAAAAAAGAGACCAGACCCCUUAAUUUGGGUUUUUCUUCCUUUUCACCACCAAAUGGUCCCAGUCUGACCUGACGAGGUGUGUGCCCACCACAUGCCCUGGGAGCAAAGACAGAGACAAUGAGUACAAGCAGAGGCAAAAGCGCAGAGCCUGGGCCUUGGGCGCACAACAGGAGGCCUGGUUCUCAAAUGCAGCCUCAAUUAACCAAGAGGAUGCAUGCGAGGAAGGGCCAUUUAAACCCUAAUUACAUCCCAGUCUAUCUCCCAACCAGGAAGAACGUGCACUGGCUUCUUGGUUGAGGGAAGAGGGGUGAGCUGUGUUUCGCGGGGCUCCAUUUCAAACUUACCACGCGUCUCUGCAGUUUCGGGCCACACUUUAAAAAAUACUCAAGGCAGGUUAUCAAUGCAAGCUUUGGUUCUUUUUUCCCCCCUUCCAAGUUCUCAGAUUAAGAUAUUUUAAAAACUGUUAAAUGAUUCAGUUUUGCACAUACAUGGACACACACACACUUGGCUAUUUUGUUUGUGCAUUCUUUGUGAACGGGCAAAAAGUAAUAAGGAAAUGUAGCUUAUUACUAAUGACUUCAAUGAAGCACUGGAAGCUUCUACUGCUCUCUCAUCACCAAGACACCUGUGGUUUCACCAUAACCUUUGACCCAGUAUUAGCCCCACGCCACUCCCAGCACAUGAAGCCUGUGGUUUUCAAAAAUAAAAAGGGGGAAUACUUAAAACUUGGAUGUAUAUAUUCACAGUUUUUAUUUAUAUAAAAAAUGUUACAGUACUUGUAGAAAACCAGACGACGCAAGACCCACUCACUCCUUCCCAGCACUGUCAAGUGGACCGCGCAGGAAGCUGCCCGACGGUGGCCUCACAGGCGGCCAUGCUCACUCCUCGCUCCUCAGACACUUCCUUCCCCAGAGCUCCAACUCUGCCUGGCUUUCAGGUCACUGAACACUGAAAAUGUUACAGCGAUUGGAUCUGCACUUUCCCUACCCGAGUUUCUGCCUCACAUACAUGUUUCUGAACACUGCAAACCAGGAGAGUUCACCGUUAAAACAAAUGGUAAACCCUCACGGUUUUAACGCCGUCUACCUCUGUUUUUUUGUUUGUUUGUUU
Messenger RNA from Mus pahari (shrew mouse), 4205 nucleotides. RefSeq names its product solute carrier family 2 member 12 (gene Slc2a12). Gene Ontology annotation, molecular function: transmembrane transporter activity. NCBI's taxonomy places the organism in Eukaryota, Metazoa, Chordata, Mammalia, Rodentia, Muridae. Gene Ontology annotation, cellular component: membrane. The record is from RefSeq and is a predicted model, not a curated record. Gene Ontology annotation, biological process: transmembrane transport. The transcript has 5 exons. The coding region runs from base 168 to 2036 and encodes 622 amino acids.